UCCGGAAACGGGCACCUGCCAAGGGAAGAUAAGUCGGAAAACACAUGUUAACGGAUCUACCGGGUCCGCUUGUGAAAUAUAAGAAGGAUAUCCUGGAAUACCUGUUGUUGACAUCAUAGUGACAUCAUGUAUUUGACUGUCUGCUGUAUGGCGAGGUCUAGGGGCCCCCAACGCUACUUUAAGAGGGCUAUGCUUAGAAGGAUGUCAUGGAAUUUCCUGGGCCGGAAACGGAACUGUUAUGGUAUCUCUAUUCGCUCAGUGAGACGGGCUCUCCAACACUCCAACAGAGCACGCUCUCAGAAAAAGAAGAGCAUGAAACAGCUGUGGGAGACGAGGAUCUCAGCAGCAUGUGGGGAACAUGGCAUCGGUCUGUCCAAGUUCAUGACGUCUCUGGCAGAGUCCAACAUUGCCCUCAACAGGAAGGUGUUGGCUGAUAUUGCCAUUUAUGAGCCGAGGACGUUUCAGAGCUUGUGCGAAUUCUGCAAACAGAGAUCAAGUGAAAUGGGUCUUGGCGCCGCUACGCUAUCGGCGCCGAGUGGUGUCAUUACAAGAGGCAUGCUCUAGCAGUGUGACUGUAUGACCAUGAUGACUGGUCUCAAUGUAUGACAGGUGCUGAGCACAUGGACAGAGUAACUAACAAAACGAGUGAUGGACACAGAAUUGCUUUAAAUUAUUGUUGAUUAUGUUCAAGAUCACAUAAACAUCAGUCUGAGGACGCUGUGUGAACCUUAUGUUCAACUGUCAUUUGUGCAAGUGCUUGUCUAUGCCAUUCAGUAUUUUCCACCAUUGUACAACCUGUAUACUGUAAAGUAUCAUUCCUGGUGUGUUCAAGACCACCUGAAGCAUGUUAAGAUCUGUCUAAAAUCAAGCUUUCUGAGCUUGUGUGAACACUUCUUGUGCAAGGGCUCUUUGCUUUGUAUUUAUGCCAUGAAUACAAGUUGAUUUUACUUAAGAGUUUUCUACAAUGUGAACUGUUCGUAAUAUGUGAUUGCUCUAUGCUAUAUAAUAUUUAUACCACCUUGUAUAACAUGACAAUUGUUUGAUGUUUUGUUCAUUGAUGCAUUGUGGGACCUUAGUCAAUGAAGCAUAUUUUGGAAGGGUUAUUGGAAUGAAUGCACCUUUUAGGUGAACCAGCCUCGACAUCGAGAAAAUAUUGAAUGUGAUGAUAGACAUAGGUUCAUGUUAUGGUACACUGGGUUAACCAUCCCAAGAAUCCUGCCCUUUCACAAGUAAAAGACUACAGUCUCAAAUUUGGUAUCACUCUCAUUGGAAUCGGAUACAAUGCCUCUCUGUGUGAAGAUCGGAAGAACCACACGAUUAAAAGGAAGGAUGUGUUUGUUCUUGAGCAAAUCAAAUGUCAGCUUCCUUAAACCAUUUGGCUUCAUUUCUGUACCACCUUGAUGUAAAACGUCUUAAUUUGUACAAAUUGAAACCCACAAACAUUUCUCUCUCACACACACACACGAGGGGUGGGCUGGGGUUAUUGUCUGAACUAUUUUUUUUCUCAAUACAGUAGUCAAUUAUACCUAUCUGAAUGCUUUUUCGUACUGAAAAUUUAUACGUCUGAACAUGAUUGGUUGAUCAGACAGUUCACCUGACGUGACCAAAGGAUUUGGAUGCAGAUUGGCAUGAUACCGGAGUGAAAGAUCUGAUGCAAAUGAUUUUGCAUUAUGAAGAUAAAUAACAAUGAGUACAAUAUGACAAACAUUUGGAUAUUUAAAGCAAUAGGUUUUUCAGUGAUGUCCAAAAUCCAAUAACAAAGGCAGCGAUUGAGCCAGGCUACUGGGUGUGUGUUUGAUGACAUUAGAAGUCUAUAGAGGUUCUUAAGGUCAGGACACCAGAAAGUGCGUGUGUGUGUGUGUGUACAUUGUGUCAAGAGAGCGUGUUAGAGCAGCGUUACCCUUGGUUUAUUUAGUCUCUGCCAAAUGUUGUUUGUAUAACUUGAAAUAAAAAUUAUAAGAGAAAUCCUGUUU
Molecule: messenger RNA, 1973 nt
Organism: Haliotis rufescens (red abalone)
Lineage: Eukaryota; Metazoa; Mollusca; Gastropoda; Lepetellida; Haliotidae
Product: 39S ribosomal protein L20, mitochondrial-like
Exons: 5
Coding region: 127-564 (145 amino acids)
Biological process (GO): translation; ribosomal large subunit assembly
Cellular component (GO): ribosome
Molecular function (GO): structural constituent of ribosome; rRNA binding
Source: RefSeq, a predicted model, not a curated record